Molecule: messenger RNA, 2554 nt
Organism: Perca fluviatilis (European perch)
Lineage: Eukaryota; Metazoa; Chordata; Actinopteri; Perciformes; Percidae
Exons: 13
Coding region: 236-958 (240 amino acids)
Source: RefSeq, a predicted model, not a curated record
UGUAAGGACUUCUAAGCCCACAAGUUUCCCCACUGAAUCUGGAGAAGUGUGGGUUUAUUUUUACUUCCCCUCGUUAGGAAACCCCGGCAUGAUCUCACACUUGAGGAGGAGAGACAGUGUGUCUGGAAAGUGAAAGUAAAGUUUCCAGGAGGAGAAUGGGUCAAAUGCGUGAUCGGAGCAGACGAACACAGGCAUCACCACAGCACGUGUGAGUCUUGACAGUUACGUUGGCAGAAUGACCUCACGGAAAUAUGUGAUCCAGCUGUUUCUCACAGUGUUCCUGAUCAUGAUCAACCUGUCAAAAGAGGGCUGUUACAACUAUUUCAACGUGAAUAAAUGGAAAGACGAUCUGAAUAAGACUUUCCCCCUCGUAAUAACUAAUGAUUUUAAGGACACAAUUGAAUGUACUUUAGAGAAAAAGUACAAACAGGAUAAUCAUAAAAGAAUAAGGGACUUGCUAAACGACUGCUUUUACAGGCAUGGAGAUUUUAACAAGUUGAUACGGACUGGAAAGUGUACGGGGGAAACUCAAAAUAUCUCCUUCUAUAACUUCAUGUGGUUGAUGGGUAAAGCUGUCGACUACACUAAAGGCUCUGAUUUAGACACCGUAUGCCAAGUGUAUAAAACAUCACCACAUACUGACAACAUAUUCGCUGAUCCCGAGACAUCUCCCAAUAAAUUCAGGGCAAACGCCGUAAUCCUGAUGCUGUUAGUGCAAUCUCUGAUCUGCAAUAUGGCCCUGUUACUGGUUGUUUACCGGUACAGGCGGCGCCAGUCACGGUGGGACAGGAAUCAGUGGGUGAGGAAUCCAACCCAUGGGUCCGAUGAAAACUUGCCAGGAGACGAGGAGUUUCAGUCUCUCUGUGUCACACAGCCCCCACAGUGUGACUUCGUCCUCACACAUUCAGCUGUUGUAAAUGGGAAUUCCGCUGACGCUGAAGAGGGAACGCAGCUUUAAGGGCCCUGCUCACAACAUCGCCUCUGUACAUUUUUAAUGCAGCGCAGCUAUGAAAUGUAACAAUGCAGAUGGAUCCCAGGAGCAUUAGCUCUAUCAGCCCUAUCAGACAGUUUGUUUUUGUUGCUCUUUAGUUUGAUAGGCGGGUCAUUAGAACAGUGUCACAACUACAGCAAAGUUGGCGGCACACUCACAGGUGUGUACGGUUUGUUGGCAGCAACACCAGCCGGGGAACCUAAUACACUGUCAUUUUAAACCGGGACAGCUCACACCUGACUGGCCCAUUGGAGUUUGUAGCUUUUUGCUAGCAGGUUUCCAAAAGUGGGUGCGAAAUGUUGCCAGGUUUAGUUUCGCAGCAGAUAAAGUUCUCUGGGCAUCAGAUGCCAAAAAAAAAGCACUGGAAUAUUUUUGUAGCUCAGUAUUUUUUGUUCAUUGCAUGCAUUGAGUUUCAUUGUGAUGUAGGUGAAGUUGAAAUGCUAGUCAUGUUCCAGAUAAAUAAUAUUUGAAAUGGAUCUUUGGUUGAGCUGCCCGGAUAUUUGUAAUUGUUUUUUUCACUGUUUUGGAAUACUUAUGAGCCUUAGUGAGUUAGUUCCAUAUGCUAAGCUAUAUCUAGUACUAAAAUGUGAUAACCAAACAAAUCCAAACAAUGGCGUUUUGACCACAUUUUUCAUAAGCUGUGAAAACAUACUUUAGUUAAUAAUAAAUAUAAAACAUAGUUAUUUGAUAGGUUUUCCCCGAGACAAACGUCAUAAAUAUGAUACAAUCUUUGUGUUUAAUAUUGUAUUUAGAGGAUCCAAUUAUAUAAAUAUGUAUAUUGUUUGGACAGGUUACCAUUUCUGUCGGCCUGACAAGUGGCAAAGCCACUUAGGGGCCCUAAAAUGUAUAACUAAAUUAUGUAACAGUCUUUUCUGCCUUUCAGAAGCAUUUUCAACAUUUUAUCAGCAAUCAGUUGAUAACAUUUGAUAGCAUUUUAUAAUCAUAACCGCAUAUCAUUUGGUUUUACAUCUGCCUCUCAUUAUAUUUGUAAUAAUGUUGUACUUACAGUUCUACAGAAACCCUGAAAAGCAAGAUGGAACAAAAAAAGUUUUUGGAUUUUAAUUUAAGUCCUACGUACGACUUCAACUUAGGUUUUGUGGGUUUGUUGGGUUUAACAGUGUAUAUAGGCUAUAUAUCAUAUGGCUCAUUAAUAUUCCCUCGCAUAUAGUCCGAUGAUGUCAUUAACGUGAAUAUUAAGUAGCCAUUUGUUCGCUAGAAGAGAGAAAAAAGAUCCUGGUUGUUUAGCAAGCUGCUGAGUUUACAAGAUAAACAGUUAGACUACAUACGAGACAUCUUUAGUUUCAGCAUGCUUGUAGCCAUUCACUAUAUGUGCUGUUCAAUGGCAGCGGAUGAGAGCAGACUGAGAUAUGGUUUGCUACAUGUACACCUGUUGAACAGGUGUAGCCUAUUGGCUCGUUUCUCUUCUUCUUCUGGCUUUUUUUCGGCUGCCUAGAUGCCUUGCGGCAAGAGUGCCCCAGAGUUAGACAAGUCCAUACAUACCCUUCUCAUCUCCGUGCGUGCUGUAAAGCUGUCUGACGUCUCCAGCGGCAUCAACCCAUCACA